Penicillium soppii is the source of this 1158-nucleotide messenger RNA. Its product is annotated as glutathione-independent formaldehyde dehydrogenase. Gene Ontology annotation, molecular function: oxidoreductase activity; zinc ion binding. The record is from RefSeq and is a predicted model, not a curated record. The transcript is spliced from 10 exons. Lineage: Eukaryota; Fungi; Ascomycota; Eurotiomycetes; Eurotiales; Aspergillaceae. The coding region runs from base 1 to 1158 and encodes 385 amino acids.
AUGUCUACAACUACUAUGAAAGCGCUGAACUAUAUCGGACCUUACCAGGUUCGGGUUGAGGAUGUUGAAAAGCCUAGAAUGGAACAUCCCGAUGAUAUUAUUGUCAAGGUGACGACAGCCGCGAUUUGCGGCUCUGACUUACAUAUGUACGAAGGACGAACAGCCGCAGAGCCGGGGAUCACUUUUGGUCAUGAGAACAUGGGGAUUGUGGAAGAAUUGGGCGAGGGAGUUACAUUAUUGAAGAAGGGCGAUCGUGUCGUCAUGCCCUUCAACGUUGCUGAUGGUCGGUGUCGAAACUGCGAAGAGGGGAGAACUGCAUUCUGCACUGGUGUCAACCCUGGUUUUGCCGGCGGUGCUUAUGGCUACGUCGCAAUGGGACCCUACCGCGGAGGUCAGGCACAGUACAUUCGCGUCCCGUAUGCAGACUUCAAUGCUCUGAAGUUGCCCCCUGGUAAAGAGCAUGAAGAAGACUUUGUUCUCCUUGCAGACAUUUUCCCCACCGGCUGGCACGGGGUAGAAAUCUCUGGCUUCCAAGCAGGUGAAAGCAUUGCAGUGUUCGGCGCUGGCCCCGUCGGACUUAUGGCCGCGUACUCUGCCGCUCUGCGAGGAGCGUCUAAUAUCUACGUUGUUGAUCGCGUUGCUGAGCGAUUAGAGGCAGCUAAAAACAUCGGCGCUAUUCCUAUCGACUUCACAAAGGGAGAUGCCGUUGAUCAGAUUAUUAAGCACAACGGAGAUAUGGUUGAUCGCUCGGUAGAUGCCGUUGGAUACCAGGCUGUCGACUCGAAUGGGUCCGCUGAAAAAGCCAACAUUGUGCUUGAGAACAUGAUUCGGGUGACACGAGCUUGUGGUGGAAUGGGAAUCCCUGGACUAUAUGUUCCUAGUGACCCUGGUGCAGCCGAUGUUGCCACUGCGAAUGGAAUGAUUAGCCUUAGCUUCGGAAAGCUGUUUGAAAAGGGCCUCUCACUUGGUACUGGGCAGUGUAACGUCAAGGCCUACAAUCGAUACCUCCGAGACAUGAUCAUUGCUGGCAAAGCGAAGCCCAGCUUUGUUAUAUCGCAUGCCAUUGCACUUGCGGAUGCCGAGACGGCUUAUGAGAAAUUCGACAAACGGGAGGAUGGGUACACGAAGGUCAUCAUCCAUCCAAAUGGUGGUUUUUGA